This is a messenger RNA of Pseudovirgaria hyperparasitica, 975 nucleotides long. Its product is annotated as Fibrillarin. The transcript is spliced from 3 exons. The record is from RefSeq and is a predicted model, not a curated record. Gene Ontology annotation, cellular component: box C/D methylation guide snoRNP complex; small-subunit processome; nucleolus. Lineage: Eukaryota; Fungi; Ascomycota; Dothideomycetes; Acrospermales; Acrospermaceae. Gene Ontology annotation, biological process: box C/D sno(s)RNA 3'-end processing; rRNA methylation. Gene Ontology annotation, molecular function: histone H2AQ104 methyltransferase activity; RNA binding; rRNA methyltransferase activity. The coding region runs from base 1 to 975 and encodes 324 amino acids.
AUGGCAUUUACACCAAGAGGCGGAAGAGGAGGUGGUGAUCGCGGCGGACGCGGUGGAUUUGGAGGCCGUGGAGGAGCCCGAGGAGGAAGCCGUGGAGGCUUUGGAGGCGACCGUGGCGGCCGAGGUGGUGGCCGUGGAGGCGGCCGUGGAGCUCCAAGAGGAGGUGCUCGCGGUCGCGGUGCCCCUCGUGGAGGUGGACGAGGUGGUGCUGGUGCCAAAGGUGGCCAGAGAGUCGUGAUCGAGCCCCAUCGUCACGCAGGUGUUUUCGUCGCCCGUGGAAAAGAAGAUCUCCUCGUGACUCGCAAUCUGACACCUGGCGAAUCUGUCUACGGGGAGAAGCGCAUUUCAGUUCCCAGCUCAGAGCUUUCUGGCGUCAAUGGCGCCACUGACCCAGAUGCUCCUGUGACACAAGUCGAAUACCGUGUGUGGAAUCCUUUCCGCAGUAAGCUGGCUGCUGGUAUCCUCGGUGGUAUCAACGACAUUUUUAUGCGCCCCGGUUCGAAGGUUCUAUACUUGGGUGCCGCCUCUGGUACCUCUGUAUCUCACGUCGCGGAUAUUGUUGGCCCCGAAGGCACUGUUUUCGCUGUCGAGUUUUCUCACCGCUCAGGCCGUGACCUGAUCAACAUGGCCACCCAUCGUACUAAUGUCAUUCCUAUCGUUGAGGACGCCCGCCAUCCUCUCAAGUACCGCAUGCUUGUUUCCAUGGUCGACUGCAUUUUUGCCGAUGUUGCCCAGCCUGACCAGGCCCGUAUCGUCGGUUUGAACGCACAUCUAUUCUUGAAGGUCGGUGGGGGUGUCAUUGUCAGUAUCAAGGCAAACUGUAUCGAUUCCACAGCCGCUCCGGAGGCUGUUUUCGCGAAGGAGGUCGCGAAGAUGAGGGAAGAGAGGAUAAAGCCAUUGGAGCAGCUCACUCUAGAGCCUUUCGAGAGAGACCACGCCAUGGUCUGCGGUAUCUACCAAAGAUCUUCCUCGUAA